This is a messenger RNA of Aspergillus fijiensis CBS 313.89, 473 nucleotides long. RefSeq lists its product as uncharacterized. Lineage: Eukaryota; Fungi; Ascomycota; Eurotiomycetes; Eurotiales; Aspergillaceae. The transcript has a single exon. Bases 165 to 401 code for a protein of 78 amino acids. The record is from RefSeq and is a predicted model, not a curated record.
CAUCAGAUAAGCCAGAUAAGUUUAGCAUGACUCAUCGAAGAGAGGGGUUUCGACUUGUAAGCACGUUAGGACGGGGAGGGCGACAAGCGAGGGGAAGACGCGCGACGACGACGACGACGACGACCGCGAAAGAGACAAGCCAGCGAGCGAACAGCAGUGAAUGAAUGAAUGUCACUCCCUCCCUCCCUCUUUCCGGGCUUAUCAAGCCAAAGGCGGAGAGACAGACCCGCCUCUCCCUCUCCCGCGCAGGGGAACUGGAACCUCCGCCGCCGCCGCCCGUCCACGGUCCCCUUCCAGCUGCCCCGUCAUUCCAUCUUCCUCUUACAAUAAAUCACCACAAUUCUACACGGUUCACCCCGUGCAGGGAGAAAACAAAACUGCUAUCUGAUCGUGCCCGGUGAUCGAUCGGAGACAAGCAUGAGUGGUCCCGGCGAAGAGCGGUAUGUUCUUAGUUCUCUCCAUGUCCCAAUCUC